CACCUUCUGCUCCUUCCCACCUCGGGAUCCCUGCAGUGCUCGGGGCACCCUGUGUCACCUGCUGAGCCCCUCCAUACCUGAGAUGGGGAGGGGGUACCACAGCUCAUCCUCAAAGUCCAGUGCUGUGUCACAGGUUCAGGCUAAGUUCAUUUCUAGGAGUAGCUCAUAUGCUCCUUCAAUUAGCAUAAACAGGAACAAGGGCAGGCAGAGGUCAAGAGAAGUUCAAAAUAGUAUAAAGUCUUUUUGCUGGUGUUCCCAAAUGUUUCUGAUUCUGCAAAGUUCUCCAUGCUGGCCUUGCCAGUGUGUUUACCAGACCAUUGUAAAAGUCAAAGAACAAGGCCUGGCUUGAUACAAGGAAAGUCAGAAAUCGAGGGGUUGAGAAUAGGUAGCAUUGUUGCUUAAAACAGGAGAAAUAAUUGAUUUAUGUUAUGGUGGCCAAUUAGGCUGUAAAGUGAAAAACCUUAAAGAAACCCUGUGGCUUCAAGGGAGCUUUUUGCUCUGAUUCCUACUCGGCAAAUAACGGUACCCCAAUAAAGGUCAUCAGCUCCAUGAGCUGAAUUAUUAAUUCCUUUCAUGCCACUCAGGGCUUGUAAACAGUAUAUAAUACAGGAAAACAAUUGGCACUGUUCACUGAGUGGGCAGAGGAGAGGUCAGGAGGUAAAUUCUUGUAUUGGCAGCAGCCGCUCUUCACAGCUGAGCAGACUUCUGUCCUUUUCAUCUUUUAGAGCAAACCACUUUCCAAAAUCUUAGUCUGGUUGUUAGUCCAUAUCUCUUCUCUCAUAGAUGAAUUGUUUUUAGGAAUUUAAUAGAUAACAUAUAAGUAUGAAGAUAAAGAGGGCUGGAAGGAAGGGUGGGGGAUUAUGGAUAAGAGAGCAAACCAGCAUUGCCAUGUUUCAUAAACAGCUGCUUUUUUUAUAUUGAGAGAAAUUUUUAAAUCUAUCUAUUCAAGGUGGGGUGUAGAAUAAGCAGUAGUGCUUUUAUGUGCUUACAAAAAAAUCCAAGUGUGAUUUUGAGAUUAAUAUGUUACAAAUACCAUCUGCCAGCAGUAGCACAAGACCAGAAAUGUUGAUGUAUUGCUGCUCUUGGAUGCCACAGCUGUGCCACGUUCCUGCAGCACAGGGCAGGACUGGGAGGGAAUUCUAACCUCAAACUUGAGCAGCUGGGUGGUGUGAGCAUGGUGUCUGCAUGGGUGAACAUAUUACAAAGAGUCAUUAAAACACAUAAUUUCAAGCAUGAGCUGAAAUUUCCAAGUCUGGCCGAGAAAUAGUUCCACUUUGUUGUUUGCAGCCUGUAACGUGGCAUUACAAUGAACGAUCUAAAAUUUCAGGGCUUGGAGAAUUUGCGCUGCUCUUCUCUAAACACUUCCCGCUCAGAAGCCUCUCUUCGGAAGGCACAUGCAUUAUUUAGUUGCUCUUUGAAUGAUACUUGAUAAACUAUUCCAGAUGUUGGCAGGUGUAGCUUACUGCCCUAAGUGACUGCUGCUCUCACAGCAGCUUCUCGAGUGCCUGCCCUGUGCCAUCUGGCCAGUGCUGGGCAGUGACCUCUGUGUGCCAGAGCAGCAGGUAACCUCAGAGUGACCAUCUGCUGGCUUGGUCCCUCAGCCUCCCCGAAAGCUGACUUGUGCUCACUGCUGACUCUGCACCACUCUCAAAAGAGUCAGAGUAACUUUAACCUGCACUCAGUUUUUUGGCUUGAUUUGGAUGUAUGUGAAUACAAUGUCAAUAGGCAAAAGCUUUUUCCAGGAACCUGAAAUGGCUGUAUUACAUAUGAAGAAUCUUUUAUUUAUUUAUAAAACAUGAAUAGUAUAUGGCUUGCUAGUUCUAAAUUAGGGACACUAUAGUAUUAGGGUGGAAAAUAGGAAGAUGCCAAAUAAUUUUUCUUCUGUGAGCACAUCAGACCUGUGCAGUGUAAUCCAGAGCCUGUUGGGAGCUCUGCAGUCAGCGUGGCACAUGCAGCUUUCUGAGCACUGCUGCAAGAGCCAAGCAAGAUGAUAAAUUAACGUGUAGAUGUUCUAGGCAGUAAAUGCCUUGGUAAUUCAGUGGGGAAUAGGACAGGAAGAAACCAGGGCAUUGCUGAAUAAAUCUGUAAUUGUGUUUAUUGCUGUUCUCAGCUAUGGCUGGUGUUUAAUAUGAUGAACUAAAGCUGCUGCUUUUGAGUAGCUGCACCAAGGAGGCUCAGAGUGGCACCAGAGUAUGGCAGGAGGAUUGUGUGGUGCAGUGUCUGCUCUCACGUUCUGUAAAAAUGGGCUGCUGAAGUGUUUACUUUUGUUUGUGGUUUGCCUAAUUAGAGCAGAACUUUGCACUUUCAGUGUAAACAGUGGUCCUGAGGGAACUGCCUGCUGCCUGAGAAAUGGGAAUUGCAAGAAUGUGAAAGGCAGGAUUUGGGCUGGCAGCAAAGCCUGGCUGUGGGCUGAGCUGUGCUUCUGGGGCUGUGUUCUGUGGUCAGGAAUGUAAACUUGGAAUGUGCAUUUAUUGGGUCUUAGAGCUAAACAAGAGUUACAGAAUAUAUAAUUAUGUGGGACCUACCAGCACCAAAUCAUGGAGAUGGAGACUGAUGGUGACUGGAGAUGGGUGUUGGUGGUGAUGUGCUGAGAGGGGCUGUGGUCUUUUGAGAGAGACCAAGCCCAAAAAAUGCAUCUUGGCUUUACCUAAUCUUGUGUUAAAACUGACCCUGUUAGUGCAAGAUGGUUUUCUCCUGGUUUGGGGCCUGGAAAGGUGGGUCCUUUCCAAAACACAGAGGGCAAUCUGGCAUUUGUUUCUGAUCAUGCUCUGACUUUGAGGGUUUUCACUGGCAGAUACAGGCAGGAAGUUCUGUUUCUUCUUUCAACUGUUAGAAAAUAAAGCUUUGGAGUGGCUUGUGCUUAAAGACACUUGUUUCUGAUGCUGCUCCAGAUCAAAUUCCAGCAGCUUGCCAGCCUUUGGAAGAGGAUCUCUCUUCUGAUCAGGAAUCUUUUGAAGGUUCACUGGACACAGAUGGGAGAUCAUGAUGUCCUUUCAUUCCAUAGUAAUGCUCUGCAUACAGUUUAAACCUGAUGUAAUUUAGACUUUCUUUGUGCUGGAAGUUGCUCUGAAUUGAUAUUCUCAAACCAUCACAAGUUACAAAUUAUAAUAUGACUGCUGAGAAGAGUAGAUCUACAGAUAAUGUGUAUGAUAGAAAUACCUUGAAAGGGGGAAGCUGGUGCUGGUAAAACGACCUGAUUCUCAAAGCAGUUUCCUCAGGUGAUUGAAGACAUGUGUAUUCGAUUUCAGUGUAAAUGAAAGUUUUCAAAAUAAAACCUUCUCAGUAACAUGCACAUCACAUCUUUCUCAUUUUCACUUUCCCAUUAGCUACAGAUGUGGAGCAGAUGAGUUCCUCCUCUCCUGUCCUCCCUAUGAACUCCAUGGGCAAUGAGCGGGUGGAUCAGCGAACCUGCCUGAUCUGCGGGGACAGGGCCACGGGGCUGCACUAUGGCAUCAUCUCCUGCGAGGGCUGCAAGGGCUUCUUCAAGAGGAGCAUCUGCAACAAGCGCGUGUACCGCUGCAGCCGCGACAAGAACUGCGUCAUGUCCCGCAAGCAGCGCAACCGCUGCCAGUACUGCCGGCUGCUCAAGUGCCUGCAGAUGGGCAUGAACCGCAAAGCAAUCAGGGAGGAUGGCAUGCCAGGAGGCAGAAACAAAAGCAUCGGACCUGUCCAGAUAUCAGAGGAAGAGAUUGAGAGAAUUAUGUCUGGGCAAGAAUUUGAGGGAGAGGCAAACAUGUCAUGGAGCAACAACGGAGACAGUGACCACAGUUCCCCUGGAAAUGGAGUUUCUGAGAGCAACCAGCCUUCACCUGUUUCUACUCCAUCUUCAAGUAGGUCUGUGGAGCUGAACGGGUUCGCUGCACUCAGGGAUCAGUACCUGGGCACGCCGGUGUCCACGCACUACCAGUACCUGCCGCACCUUUUUAGCUACUCGGCGCACUCGGCGCUGCUGGCGCCGCAGCCGCGCAGCCUGGAGCCGCAGUCACACAGCCUCAUCAGCCAGCUGCUGUGUGCCGAGGACCUGGAGCCCCUCGGCACCCCCAUGCUCAUCGAGGACGGGUAUAAAGUGACUCAGGCAGAGCUGUUUGCGUUGCUGUGUCGUCUGGCAGAUGAAUUGCUUUUCAGGCAGAUUGCUUGGAUCAAGAAGCUGCCGUUCUUCUGUGAGCUCUCCAUCAAGGACUAUACCUGCCUGCUCAGCUCGACGUGGCAGGAGCUGAUCCUGCUCUCCUCACUGACUGUUUACAGCAAGCAGAUCUUUGGGGACCUUGCAGAUGUCACCUCCAAGUACUCUCCCUCUGAUGAUGAGCUGCACAGGUUCAGUGAGGAGGGGAUGGAGGUGAUGGAGCGGCUGAUCUACCUCUUUCGCAAAUUCAACCAGCUGAAGGUCAGCAACGAGGAGUAUGCAUGCAUGAAAGCCAUCAACUUCCUAAACCAAGAUAUCAGGGGUCUGACCAACGCCUCCCAGCUGGAGCAGCUGAACAAGCGGUACUGGUACGUGUGCCAGGACUUCACCGAGUACAAAUACCCCCACCAGCCAAACCGCUUCCCGGAUUUAAUGAUGUGUUUGCCAGAGAUUCGGUAUAUUGCAGGAAAAAUGGUGAAUGUCCCCCUGGAGCAGCUGCCUCUCCUUUUUAAGGCCGUUCUACAUUCCUGCAAGACGAGUGUGAGCAAGGAGUGAGCGCAGCUGGCCCGGCCGGUGCCUUACACUGAGCCUCGGGCUGGGAGAGGGGCAAACGCCAUCCAGGCAGGAGACAGGGCAGGGGGCCUCCCUGCCCUUGUAGCAAGAAUCUUUUUUUGUUUGUUUUUUUGUUUGUUUUGUUUUGUUUUUUUACUCUUUUUCCUAUAUAUUUAUUUCACGACAGAGUUGAAUGUAUGAUCUUCAACACGAUGCACAUGGUUCUGUAAGAAUGCAGCAGAUGCAUUCUCCAGCGGUUUACAGAAUGUGAAGAUGUUUAAUGUUACAGUGUUUGUUAGGGUUAGUUCUUUUGUAUUUGGGGCUGGGGACCGAGAUGACUAAGACUACCUCAAGGAGAAGAUGCUGUUCACGCACUGCUCUUUCCAUGAUUUGCAUCCAAAGCAUUUGUCAUAGAGAGCAAAUGUUGACAGAGCUGUUAUAUCCCAAAGGGACGACUUUGGAGAAGUGGGUGCUAGAGAAGUGCCAAGCUUUUUCUUUAAUUUUAAAAAGGCAGGGAGUGGAGAAGUCUGUCUAGGCAGUUGGUUUCUUUUCCCCUGGCAGUUUCCAGAUGCAGGUUUCCAGUGGGAUGGCAGUGCUCUGAGGGGCUCCCUGGCCCUGUCCUCUCUGGAGAGUUGCAAGUGGGGUCUGCCCCAGCCCCUCCUGGCCAGCUGCUCUCUUACUACUGCCACAGCACCUGCCAAUUCCUCGGAAAUUGUGUUCCUGCAGUUCAUUACAGGCUCCUGUCAUUACACAAAGGUGCUGCUGUUGCUAGAGAACAGCAAGGACUUUAUCAUCACUUCCUUAAAAUCCAUUUUAGGUUUACAAAAGCAGGAAAAACCUACUUAGAGAAGAGGCAGCAUUGCCCCUGUUAAUGUGUUCCUCCAACAUGGUACCUGGAUCGAGAGGCUUCUGUGUUACAGCAAUUCCCAUUUUGGGAGCAGUUACUGUAUCCUGUGUUAAAUGGGGCCUGUGUAGUGGGGUGAGGGACUCCAGUGUCCUCUGGCAAGGCUUUCUCUGCUGGACUCAGGGAAUGGGUGUUCCAUAAUUAUAUCCUGCCAGGACUGCCCUGUUCCUUGUGGAAUCCCAGGAAAAAGGACAUUACUGCUGUACUUGGUUACCUGCCAUGUUCUAGGUGUUGCAAGGCUUGGAUUUUCCACCUCACAGCCUCGCCACAAUUCCAGAUGGAGAACUGGUUUAAUGACAGCUGAUUAGCUGAUUGAGUGUUUGCUGAGUGCUGGUGUUUAGCUAAACUUGGGCAUUCUCAUGAGUGACCUCAUGGUUUCCUGCUUAUGGUGGGGAGGUUGGAUGAGAUGCUCUUGAUCUCAUCUCCUUCAUUAGGAAUUAAUAUUCAAAGACUCCAGUCACUCUCCUAGACAGUCUUGGCUGGGUUUCCUUCCCUUCCUCCUCAGAUGUAAAUCUGGCAUUCACUUAGCAAGGUGAUAAGUGUUUGAAUGCUAUUUUAAAAUACUUGUGGAAACAACUUUUGUUCCUUCAGGGUAGGAGGGACGAGUCACCACCUUUGGUGACAGCUGCGUGGCACAGAGUGAGCACAGCUCAGCAGGGCUGCAGCUGCUGUGCAUGAAUGUG
Sturnus vulgaris (Common starling) is the source of this 6262-nucleotide messenger RNA. The record is from RefSeq and is a predicted model, not a curated record. Lineage: Eukaryota; Metazoa; Chordata; Aves; Passeriformes; Sturnidae.